GAGGUGCCUUAAUAUAUAUAAAUAGUCUGCGUGUCACCUAGCAGCCAUUCACUGUCUGGCACAGUAGCAAACAUGAAGCUCUUGGUCCUGUGCGCUCUGGUGGCCGCCGCUGCCGCUUGGCCCCGCUUUGGCAUGAUGGCCGAUUCCCCGGGGCAUAUUGUAACCCCGGCACAGAAUGUUAUCAACGGCCUCCUCCAGAAGGUUUAUGAAGAUAUUCACGAUCAGGAUCUAAAGAGGCUUUCCCAGACCUUCGACCCUCUCUCCGGCCACUAUGAUGACGGUGGUGUCUUUGUCAGGCGGCUCAUGAAUGAAUUCAACGAGAACCGCUUGCUGGAGAAGAAGCACUGGUUCUCGCUCUUCAACACCCGCCAGCGGCAGGAGGCUCUCAUGCUCUACGACGUGCUCGAACACUCCACAGACUGGGACACCUUCGCUGGCAACGCCGCGUUCUUCCGUGCUCGAAUGAACGCGGGCGAGUUUGUCUACGCCAUUUAUGCUGCCGUCAUACACUCUCCUCUGACAAAACACGUGGUGCUGCCGCCUCUCUAUGAGGUUACUCCUCACCUCUUCACCAACAGCGAGGUCAUUCAAGCAGCUUACGAAGCCAAAAUGAUGCAGAAUGCUACCACUAUCAGGUCCCAUUUCACCGGCAGCAGGAGCAACCCUGAGCAGCGCGUGGCCUACUUCGGCGAGGACAUUGGGCUGAACACUCACCACGUCACCUGGCAUAUGAUGUUUCCCUUCUGGUGGAACGAUGCCCAUGAAAGCCACCACAUUGACCGCAAGGGCGAGAGCUUCUUCUGGGUCCAUCAUCAGCUCACCAUUCACUUCGACGCUGAGCGUCUCUCCAACUACUUGGACCCCGUCCAUGAACUCCACUGGGACGAAAUUAUCCACGAGGGCUUCGCUCCCCACACCAUGUACAAGUACGGCGGCAGCUUCCCCACACGACCAGACAAUGUCCACUUUGAGAACGUGGAGGGUGUGGCGCACGUGCGCGACAUGUUGAUCCUGGAGAGCCGCAUCAGGGAUGCCAUCGCUCAUGGCUAUAUCACCGGUAGGGACGGGUCUGUCAUCAGCAUCAGAGACGCUCAUGGCAUCGACAUCCUUGGUGACGUGAUUGAGUCCUCCACUUACAGUCCCAACCCCGAGUACUACGGCUGCCUGCACAACACUGCUCAUGUCAUGCUUGGCCGUCAGGGCGACCCUCAUGGCAAGUUCGAUCUCCCUCCCGGUGUCAUGGAGCACUUCGAGACCGCCACACGCGAUCCUGCUUUCUUCCGCCUCCACAAAUACAUGGAUAACAUCUUCAGAGAGCACAAGGACAGUCUUACCCCCUACACCAAAGAGGAACUCGAGUUCUCCGGAGUCUCUGUCAAUAGCAUCACCAUUAAAAGCAAACUCACCACCUUCUUUGAAAACUAUACAUACAGCCUCGUUAAUGCUGUAAACGACUCUCCUUAUGCAGGGGAUGUGCCUAUCAAUACCGUUAUACUUCGUCUUGCACAUAAUGAAUUCCAGACUGAAUACAAAAUUGACAACAACAACGAAAGAGAGGUAACGGCAACCAUGCGCGUUUUCAUGUGGCCCAAGUAUGACAACAACAAAGUUGAGUUCUCUUUCAAUGAGGGACGCUGGCACGCCAUUGAAAUUGACAAGUUCUGGGUUAAACUGUCUCCUGGACAGAACAGCUUCACACGUUCCAGUAAGGAUUCAGCAAUCACUGUUCCAGACGUGCCAAGCUUCCAGAUGCUGAUCAACAAGACGAAAGAAGCAAUGAUAUCCGGCUCUGAGCUCCGCCUCGAUGAGUACCACAGCAGCUUGGGCAUUCCCAACAGAUUCCUACUCCCAAAGGGCACAACUGAGGGCAUGGACUUCCAAUUUGUGGUUUUUGUCUCUGAUGGCUCCAAGGACAUGGCCGUCGAGGGCCUCCUCGAGAACACUUCUUUUAACCACUAUGGCUGUCACGAUGGUAAAUACCCCGACAAGAUGCCGCACGGCUAUCCGCUAGAUCGCCGCGUCGACGACGAGCGUAUCAUCACUGGCGUCUCCAACUUCAAGACCAUGGUUGUCAAGGUGUUCCAUACGGAUGCAUCCCGCUAACACCACAGAAAUCCUUCGCAGCCCAUCAUGCUGAGAUGAUUUUCUGACAUCGUUAAGCAAUAUUAUCUUAAUAAUAAUCAUUGACUUAGUUCAACCUUUUGGUAAAAUCGAAAUACAUAAUCAGUAAUUACCAUAAAAAAAAUUUAAAGGAUUAUAUAAAAAAAAAUGUGAUGUUCUUCAUAAAUAAAAUAAAUUGUUUGCCACUU
This is a messenger RNA of Portunus trituberculatus (swimming crab), 2309 nucleotides long. RefSeq names its product hemocyanin subunit 2-like. Gene Ontology annotation, molecular function: oxidoreductase activity. Lineage: Eukaryota; Metazoa; Arthropoda; Malacostraca; Decapoda; Portunidae. The coding region runs from base 73 to 2103 and encodes 676 amino acids. The transcript is spliced from 3 exons. The record is from RefSeq and is a predicted model, not a curated record.